Molecule: messenger RNA, 7406 nt
Organism: Bursaphelenchus okinawaensis
Lineage: Eukaryota; Metazoa; Nematoda; Chromadorea; Rhabditida; Aphelenchoididae
Source: the annotation of a GenBank genome assembly
AUGCACUCCCCUCACAGACAGAACACCGACCGCAGAGACAACCGCCACCCCAACAAACCCCAACCGCGACGAAAUAGCGUCGCUUUCGCGGAGACCGCCGAGAACCCCACCGUGCAGGCGCUGAGUGGGCGUGGCCUCGAGCGGGUCCGCAAUUCCGUGGACGUGCGGCGGAUGAGCCAGGGUCGGGGCGUAUUCGACGCGGAAAUCGUGUACGGCGGGUCCACCUUCUCUCUGCCGCCGAAAAUGACCGAUGAUAAUAUGGAGAUGCAGCGGCGCUCGGCCCAGGUCAUGCUGACCAUUACGGCGCGGUAAGUGGGAAUUUUUUUGAAAAUUACUUUUUUUGAUUUAAAAUUAAAAAAAAAAAUUAAAAAAAAAAUUUUUUAGUUUUUAAAUUUAAAAUAAAAAAAAAUUUUAUUGUACCUUGUUCACCUUAUAGGUUACAAUUUCAAAAUUUAACUCAAAUAUUAGGUAGUUCAAAUAAUUUUGUGCGCUAUAACUCCAAAAACUUGCUAUAAAAUGAAGCACAGAGUCUACAGCCUUAGUACAAUAAAACUCCUCUAUAGCGAAACUCCUCUAUAACGAACGAAUUCAAAGUGAAACCCAGUAGUCAUUCGGUAUACAGAGGUUCUACUGUCUUCAACUUGUAUAACUACCCUUGCACCUCUAUUCUGAAAAAAAGAUAUUAAGCAAAAGAGCAUUGCAAAGUGUUUUCUGGUUAUCUCUCGAGUGUUUUGAGCCCAGAUUUUGUUGUUGUUUGAGUAAUCUCUCACGGAAUAUCUAACAUAAUAUAGAUACUGAAGCAUAAUUUAUAGAAAAAUUAGUUUUUAAAUAUGAAACUCUAGUAUAACAAAGUUUUUUUAUAAUGUAAACUCUGUGUAAUGAACAGCUUUUGAAUUUUCUGCCAACACUAGCAAUUUUAGAGCUAGGGCUAGGGCUAGAGCUAAAAAAUAGGCUGAUUUUAUAUCGAAAAAGGCGCUAGGACAAAUGCGGUUUUUGGACAUUUGCGGAUUUUUUUUAAAAGUUUUUUUUUAUUUUUUUAGUUAAUUUAGUUGUAUUAUGGUACUAAAUUGUACUAAAGUUUGAAUUGUUACGGUUUUAACAUAACAGUACCAUUUUGGGCUUUUAGUACUAUUUAGUACCAAAAAUAUAAAAACAGUACCAAUUAAAAAUUUCGUACUAUUUAACAUUAAGAAAUAUUAAGACAGUGCCAAUUUAAACUUUAGUACCAUUUAGUACCAUACUGCAGCUAAAUUAACUAAAAAAUAAAAAAAAGCUUUAAAAAAACCGCAAAUGUCCAAAAUCCGCAAGUGUCUAAAAACCGCAGAUCCGCAAAUGUCCAAAAACCGCAUUUGUCUUAGCGCCCAAAAAAGGCAAAAAUCGCUAUAUUUUCAAGUCAAACAAAAUAUUUAUUUUUUUUGUUAACAACUUAAACUUAAAAAUAAAAAUUUAAGCUUGUAUGAUUACUCCCACAAAUUCAACGUCUCGACUGAUUGAUUUAUUACAAAUCAAAAAAAGUAAUUUUUUGACGACUUUUCAACUAACAAACACUAAAAAUAUUGGUUUUAAUCUUGUUUACUUGCCAUUUCAAAACACAUGUUGAGUCAUUAAAUUUAACGUAAAUUCAUGGUGACGUACGUGACAUGAAGGUUGGUAAAAGGUCAUGAUGUUUAAGCUUAAAUUUUAAUUUAAAAAAUAUUUUUUAAAACUAAAAUAUUUGGUUUUUCAAGUAAUUCUGUGCUCUUUAACCCAAAAAAUUUGUUUUGAGAGGGAGCACAGAACUAUUUGAACAACCCAAUAGAAGCUAAAUCUGUUUUUUGGUUAAGGGGGAGGUGAAGGAAGAGGAGAAUAAAAAAAUAAAAUUUUUUUUUUGAAAUUUUUUAAAUUUAAAAAACUUUUUUUUUCUUUUUUUUUAAAAGUUCAAUUCAAUUAUGUAUCAGCCGUUGUUUCAUAGUAAAAAACCGCUCUUCUAAGAACGCUAAGUAGCAAUGGGUUUCACUGCGCUAUUCUUAUGAAACAGCCAAAUUGAAUUACACUAACAACAAACUUUUACUUAUAAUCAUAAACAACUUUGUUAAGUGAAUGUAUUACGGUUAGACCUGUAAAAGAGUUAAGCCAAGUCUAAUAGUUCGGCUUGGUGCUACACCUGCCAGUGCACAUUUUGGGGGCUGGGCAGUUUUUUUGAUAUAUAUUGACAAAUCGGACUUGAUAUAUCGUCCAUUUUUGAUCUAAAAACAUCGUAUCAAGAUUGAUGGAAGUGCUGGGCAAGGGCCGGAGCAAGAGAUGUAGCUGGGGCUGGAGCUAGAGCUAGAGCUAGAGCUAGGGCUAGAGCUAGACCUAGAGCUAGACCUAGAGCUGGAGCUGGAGCUGGAGCUGGAGCUAGAGCUAGAGCUAGAACUAGAGCUAAAGCUCUAAAAAUCCACAGGGGGGGGACCACGUUCAAAUUUUUUCGAAAUUUUUUUUUCUGAGGGGAUCCCACCACCCAGCGCCCGGCCUUGCAGACCACUAUCUAUAUAUAAAAACAUAUUGUAUUUAAACUUUACAAUAAUUUUUAUCUUACCACGCCCAAAUUUUUUACUGUUGCAAUAUAAAGCCUGUUUGCUGGCUCUCUUUUCCCAAAAACACUCUAAAAAGUACGAUUUUUUCGAAACGGCCUUUUGGCCAUGCUCUUUUGGUCAAAGGAACGUUAUUUUGGGAAGAGGUCUCGUGGUUUGAAGGAAAGACCAUAUUAAUGUGUCCUAGAAUUACUUUGCACACCACUAUCAAUUCUCGGAAUUUAUAGACCUCAGGCAAAAACAUAAUUGAAUUAAGAGAGAAAGAGGGGGGGGGGGGAGGGGGAUGUAAAAAAAAGUGAAACACUGUAAAAAAAGCAAAAAAAAAUUUAAAAAAAUGUAAAAUACGAUGAAUUAUAUUGUCUAUUUACUACUUUUUACUCAUUUUUUCAACUUUAAAAUUUUUUUAAAAUUUUUAAAAUUAAAAAAAAGUUUAAAAAAAUGUAAAAUACGAUUGAUUAUAUUGUCUAUUUUCUAUUUUUUUACAAUUUUUUAAAUUUUUAAAAUUUUUUAAAAUUUUUGAAAAAUUUAAAAAUAGUGCCAAAAACAAUGACAAGUGCAACAAGAACUGUCAUGUGACCGUCAAAUCCGUUUGUUUACCACAGUAUUUCAUGGUUUUGUUUUCCGCCAAAAAUUAUUUAUCUUGUUGUUGAUGUUAUACUCUACUAUUUACAAAGAACGAAAUUGAAUUGAAUUUUUAUUAGCUUUCUAUUGCAUUAAACACAGCACAAUACUCACAAAUUGUACUCUAAAGAAUCGAAAAUUUGAUUUUGAAAGGUAAUAUAUUCAAUGUCUGUUCGGAUUGUGGAAAUAACAAUGAUAAGGUUAGACAAGAAGUUUUUAGGUAUUUAGUGUUAUAGGGUACUACAGGAGAUAGAUAAGGUCUAGGGCUAGAGCUAGAGCUGGAUCUACAGUUAGAGUAAAAGAUAAAACUUGAGCUUAUGUUAGAGCUAGAGUUAGAGCUAGAGCUAGAGCUAGAGCUAGAGCUAGAGCUAGAGCUAGAGCUAGAGCUAGAGCUUGAGCUUGAACUUGAGUUUGAGCUUGAGCUAGGGCUGGUGUUCUGGACUAGGGCUCUCGGCCAGGGCUCUGGGCUAGAACUAAGGCUAAGUCUACAGCUAGGGCUAUUUUUAAGUAAAAAGUGAUGUAUAUUCAUUUCAACAUGUCUGUGUACAUACCAUAACUCAAACAAACAUGUUACAAAAUCCUCUCAAUAUAUGUGGUCAUAAGCUCAUAGUAUAAACAUAGUCGUAUGUUUUGUAAAAAUGUCUUUUUUCGGCUCUUGGAAAUCUCGAUUUUAAAAUGGCAGUAGUGGGAAAGUUUUUCUUUUCUACAAACAUAUCACGCUUGACUAGUCGGGCAUGACCUAGACAAUAGAGUUUUAUAGAAAAAAGUAAAAAAACCUCCCACCAUUAAAAAAAAAUUACCAUGCCCAUUAAAAAAUUAAAAUAAAACACAAAGUAAACCAUAAAAUGCAUCUAAAACAGCUCAAACACCUCAUUUUAGAGACCUAAAAGACGUUGAUCCAGAUGGAGGUAACGAUCCUUACUGUGUAGUAAGCGUAUCCGACGCCUCGAUGGCUAGACAAAGGCGUUGGGAAGAAAUCGGUCGGACUGAAAUGCUGACAAACACUUUGGACCCGGAAUGGGCUACCAAAAUCUUAAUGACAUAUUACUUUGAAGAGCAACAACGACUACAGUUCGAGAUCUUCGACAAACAAGGUGCACACAAGAAGAGGAUGGGUGUAGCCAGUAUGUUGUUGCACGAGAUUGUUGGACAGAAGUAUAAUCGGAAGACUAAGUCCCUUUAGUAGGUUGAUUUGUAAUUUAAUUAAGGGUAGCGACACUAUGCAUGAGAAACGAGCCGGGGGUAACAUUAAAGCCCGGUCCGGCCCGUUCCUCAUGUCUAAGCUACACUGCUUCUUCGAAGGUCUAAUCGAAGCAUUAAAUUUGAUUUAAAAAUUAUUUUUUUUUGAAAGCAAAAUGUUAGGUUGUUCAAAUAAUUCUGCGCCCUUUUCUUAAUCAAUUUUUUGCGGUUAGAAGCACAGAAUUAUUUGAACAUUCCUAUAUUAAAACCCUAUCCUACCUUUUCCAAGGCAACUUCGUUGCUCGGAGCCUUAAUGUUAGCCCUGGUCCUCAAGUCCAGGCAAUUCGGCCCGACUUUACAAAUUUGUUUUCGGACCGGCUUGCGACCAGCUUUGCUUGAACCUAGUCAGCUUCCUUUCAAAUCUAGCUUAGACUAAACCAGGCGGGUUGUGUUAGUGUAAGAAAAAGUUGGCAGGGCUUGACCCAAGACUAGCCCGGCUCGGAUCUAGUGAGCCUUUUUUCAGGCGUAGUGAUCAAGACGGGUUGUUUUAAUCUAAAUUGGGGGGGGAGAGUGGGGCGAUUUUUUCAUAAAUUUUUAAAUAAAAAAAUUUUAAAAUUUAAAAAAAAUUUUUGAAAAAAAGAUAUUUUUUUUAACUUCAGUGAAGAAGGCAAGCACCAAGGAACGAUAACAGUAACAGCCGAAGAGCUGAGCGAAGGACGUCAAGAAUCCGUUUAUUUCGUGGUUUCUGCGACAGAUUUGGAUCGAAAAGACUUUCUGGGCAAAUGUGAUCCAUUCCUCAAGAUAUUCCGGUAUAACGAGGAUGGAACGUAAGUUUUUGCAAAAGUCUUUGGUCAAUUUUAAAUAUUUUCUAUAGUAGAAGGGGCACAGAAUUAUUUGAACAAAGUAAUAGAGGGACACAGAAUUAUGUGUACAAAGUAAUAGUAGGGGCUCAGAAUUAUUUAAACGCCCUAAAAAAUUUCAACUUGAUGUUUUAGGCUUCAACUAGCUUACCGAACUCGCUACCAUGAGCAGACGUUGAAUCCUAAAUGGAAGCCUUUCGAAGUUCACAUUAAUCAGCUGUGCUUUGGUGAUAAGGAUCGAGAGUUCCUGAUUGAAUGUUAUGAUUGGGACAAUGAUGGAGAACAUGAUCUGGUCGGAUGUUGUACUACCACAGUAAAUCGACUACUUAAUGGGCAUGACAAGAUCUUACCGGUAGGUUUUUUGAAUAAAUUGCAAGAACUUUCUUUACAAAAAAAAAUAGCAAAAAUUUUCUUUACAAAACAAAAAAUGGCAAGAACUUUCUUUACAAAACAAAAACUGGCAAGAACUUUCUUUACAACUCAUAUUUUUAGUUAGUCAACGAAAAGAAAGCCUCAAAGUCUAAACGCUAUGCAGAUUCCGGCAAAAUUCACUUCCACAAGGUCUACUGUUGGAUGGACUUCACUUUCCUCGACUUUAUUACCGGAGGCACUGAACUCGACUUUUCCGUGGCCAUCGACUUUACCAAGUCGAAUUUGCCAAUGAAUGAAGAAACCUCGCUGCAUCAUUACGACAAGCAUAAGGCCAAUCAAUAUGAAAUUGCGAUAGCAUCGGUGGCUGACAUAUGUCAACAUUACAACUCAAGCAAGGUCUUCAAAGCUUAUGGAUUUGGGGCGAAGAUACCACCGGAUACUCGAGUUCAUUACAAUUUUCCAUUAGUAAGUUGGGGAGCAUGGGUUUAAGGUACGGGGUUAGGGUAGAGUUUUGGGUAUGGACUAAUAAAGUAGGUUCCCGAUCUGCCCUGCACUGAACUUAUGUUUUCUUUCAGAAUCUAGAAACAAAUGACUGUCGCUGCCUCGGAGUUGACGGCCUUCUGAACGCAUACUUAGUUGCUCAAGCACGUGUCGAGCUGGCCGGGCCCACCGAUUUUGCGCCCACGAUUCGAUUUGCGGCCCGGAAUGCGGCCGCUUUGCCAGAUGACGGGUCAAAGUACAGCGUGCUCUUAAUCAUCACAGAUGGGGUCAUUACCGACAUUGAAGCGACCAAAGAGGAGAUUGUCAAAGCAUCCACCCUACCGCUGAGUAUUAUUGUAGUUGGUGUGGGGUAUGAUUCGUUCGACGAAAUGAAGAUUCUGGAUUCGGAUAAUCACAUGCUGUCUAGCCAUGGAAAGUAUGCCAAAAGGGACAUUGUACAGGUAAGGAUGAAGAUAUGGGUACGGUAGGAUGAGGGUGAGGGUCUUGCAAUAUAAGGGUGAGAGUAUGGCAGGAUAAGAGUGAGGGUAUGGCGAGAUAAAAGUGAGGCUAUGGCAGGAUAAGAGUGAGAGUAUGGCAUAAGUAUGAGAGUAAAAAACGGGCCGGACCUAAAAUUCUGGCCCGGUCUAAUCCCUUUAACAUUGUUUUUCUGAUAUACAUGUUAGGGGCUCAUUACUUUUUGAACGAUUUAAUAUCCUAACUCCAAAAAUAUGCUUUGAGCGAGAGCACAUAAUUAUUUGAACAACCUAAUAAUAUUAAUUGUUCAAAAAGUAAUGAGCCACUAACCUGCAAAUCAGAAAAAAACUUUUAAAAUGAAGUAUAUGAUAGCUCAUUACUUUUUGAACAAUCUAACAUUAAUUAAUGUCUUAUUAAUUCUUGGACAAUCUAAUAUUUUAUGCUAGCUCAUUACUUUUUUAACAAUUUAGUACUAAAUACUAGCUCAUUACUUUUUGAACACUUCUGUAUCAUCUACUUAUUCUAGUUCGUGCAGCUCCGCAAAUUCCUCCCACCCCACCGUGAGCUCUCCAACGAAGAUCUAGACGAAGCUAAAGCCAAGCUAGCCAAAGAGGUGUUGUACGAAGUGCCGGGCCAACUAACUUCAUACAUGAAAUCCAAAGGUAUCUACCCGAGGUCGCCUGGAUCCCCAUUUGAAGUUCAACCGGGAACACCAAUUAUGGCUAGCUCACCACGAGGAUUUGGGGGUUCAAAUCAGUCCAGUCUGCGAGGAUCGAACGCUGGUUCACACACGAGUUCACCACGAUCUUCACGUCGACGUCUACCUCAAGAGCCUGUUAACGAGUUGGGACAAAUGCGAAUAUGCUAA